This is a messenger RNA of Rhizophagus irregularis DAOM 181602=DAOM 197198, 426 nucleotides long. RefSeq lists its product as uncharacterized. The record is from RefSeq and is a predicted model, not a curated record. NCBI's taxonomy places the organism in Eukaryota, Fungi, Glomeromycota, Glomeromycetes, Glomerales, Glomeraceae.
AUGUCCAUUAAAUCAAUAUUAGAUAGAUUUUUAGAUCUCGUAAACUUCGCUAAUAUUUAUUUACUUCCUUAUGAUGGCGACGCGCAAUUACUUUCAACACAAACAAGAAAUGUAAGGAUAACGGGAAAAGAUUUAAUUAAACAAAAUGUUGAGAACGAGGUUCAUAGAUUACAAUUUUACGAUCAAUAUCUAAUUAAUGUAGCGACAAAUUACGUAUGGAACACGCAUUCAAAUUCUUUUCAAAGAAAUCUAUUCGAAAAUCUUGCAAAUAAUGCAAAUACCAUAAAUAAUAUAAAUCAAAAUCUUCUUUCGUUUAUAAACAAUUCUGAUACCAUCGACAGAAUUACACAAAUGGCACCCCAAAUAACGAAUAACAAUAAUUCUUUCGUAAAUAUUUUCUUUAAUGGUGAUACAAACUUUUAUUGA